AUGUGGCUGGCCCAGUACAAUUGUUGUCUAUUGGAAUAUAAAGUGUAUGGGUGUAGAAACAUCGAUAGCAACGUACGAGCUCAAACUCUCAGCGCAGUGGCGGGUUACACUGCUGGAGAGCGAGAUAAAGAAGUGGUGUUUUUUGUUAAUCUACAAGUCACAGCAACCCCUUGUAAUACUGACGAGUCACAGGAGGACGGAACCCCUUGUAAUACUGACGAGUCACAGGAGGAUGGAACCCCUAGUAAUACUGACGAGUCUCAGGAGGACGGAACCCCUAGUAAUACUGACGAGUCUCAGGAGGAUGGAACCCCUAGUAAUACUGACGAGUCUCAGGAGGACGGAACCCCUAGUAAUACUGACGAGUCUCAGGAGGACGGAACCCCUAGUAAUACUGACGAGUCACAGGAGGACGGAACCCCUAGUAAUACUGACGAGUCACAGGAGGACGGAACCCCUAGUAAUACUGACGAGUCACAGGAGGACGGAACCCCUAGUAAUACUGACAAGUCUCAGGAGGAUGGAACCCCUAGUAAUACUGACGAGUCACAGGAGGACGGAACCCCUAGUAAUACUGACGAGUCACAGGAGGAUGGAACCCCUAGUAAUACUGACGAGUCUCAGGAGGACGGAACCCCUAGUAAUACUGACAAGUCUCAGGAGGAUGGAACCCCUAGUAAUACUGACGAGUCUCAGGAGGACGGAAUCCCUAGUAAUACUGACGAGUCUCAGGAGGACGGAACCCCUAGUAAUACUGACAUGUCUUAG
Molecule: messenger RNA, 768 nt
Organism: Pecten maximus
Lineage: Eukaryota; Metazoa; Mollusca; Bivalvia; Pectinida; Pectinidae
Exons: 2
Coding region: 1-768 (255 amino acids)
Source: RefSeq, a predicted model, not a curated record